This is a messenger RNA of Vicugna pacos (alpaca), 3346 nucleotides long. RefSeq names its product selenoprotein I (gene SELENOI). Gene Ontology annotation, molecular function: ethanolaminephosphotransferase activity. Gene Ontology annotation, cellular component: endoplasmic reticulum membrane; Golgi apparatus. Gene Ontology annotation, biological process: phosphatidylethanolamine biosynthetic process. Lineage: Eukaryota; Metazoa; Chordata; Mammalia; Artiodactyla; Camelidae. The record is from RefSeq and is a predicted model, not a curated record.
CGGCUCCUCCAGCUCCCUUGCCAGCCCAGGUCCGCCCAGCUUUACCCAGCCGGUGUGGAGCUCGUGUUUCCCCACCUCGUCGCGGAGAGUCGCUGCCGAGUGGGCGCUCGGUGUCCGGGUCGUCAUGGCUGGUUACGAAUACGUGAGCCCGGAGCAGCUGGCUGGCUUUGAUAAGUACAAGUACAGUGCUCUGGAUACCAAUCCACUCUCUCUGUAUAUCAUGCAUCCAUUUUGGAACACUGUAGUAAAGGUAUUUCCUACUUGGCUGGCUCCAAAUCUGAUAACCUUUUCUGGCUUUCUGCUGGUUGUGUUCAAUUUUCUACUUAUGGCAUACUUUGAUCCUGACUUUUAUGCUUCAGCACCAGGUCACAAGCACGUACCUGAUUGGGUUUGGAUUGUAGUAGGCAUCCUAAACUUCACAGCCUACACUCUAGAUGGCGUGGACGGAAAGCAAGCCCGCAGAACCAAUUCCAGCACCCCGUUAGGGGAGCUUUUUGACCAUGGCCUGGAUAGUUGGUCAUGUGUUUACUUUGUUGUAACUGUGUAUUCCAUUUUUGGACGAGGAUCAUCUGGUGUCAGUGUUUUUGUUCUUUAUCUCCUGCUAUGGGUAGUUUUAUUUUCUUUCAUCCUGUCCCACUGGGAAAAGUAUAACACAGGGAUUCUUUUCCUGCCAUGGGGAUAUGACAUUAGCCAGGUGACUAUUUCUUUUGUCUACAUAGUGACUGCGAUUGUGGGAGUUGAGGCCUGGUAUGAACCUUUCCUGUUUAAUUUCUUAUAUAGAGACCUAUUCACUGCAAUGAUUAUUGGUUGUGCGUUAUGCGUGACUCUUCCAAUGAGUUUAUUAAACUUUUUCAGAAGCUAUAAAAAUAACACCUUGAAACACAAUUCAGUGUAUGAAGCUAUGGUUCCCUUCUUUUCUCCAUGUUUGCUAUUCGUUUUGUCUACAGCAUGGAUCCUCCAGUCACCUUCAGAUAUUUUAGAGUUACAUCCUAGAGUAUUCUAUUUUAUGGUUGGGACAGCCUUUGCAAACAUCACAUGUCAGCUGAUUGUUUGUCAAAUGAGCAGUACCCGGUGCCCAACUUUCAAUUGGUUGCUGGUUCCUCUCUUCUUGGUUGUCCUGGUGGUAAAUUUAGGAGUAGCCUCUUACAUUGAGAGCAUUCUCCUGUAUACAUUGACAGCUGCUUUCACUCUGGCCCACAUCCAUUAUGGAGUACGAGUGGUAAAGCAACUGAGCAGCCAUUUUCAGAUUUACCCCUUCUCAUUGAGGAAACCAAACUCGGAUUGACUAGGAAUGGAAGAAAAGAAUAUUGGCCUGUAAUCUACAGAAAGAAGUACUGUAAAUAAGAUGCCUGUAAAUAUUUCAUCCAUCACCAUUGAACUAAACUGAUCUGCUUAAUAGACAUGGGAACUCAGUGUGUGUGGUACUUGGACAGCAGGAAUGGUAUAUAUGAUCUGAACUUGUGGAACUUUAGACCUACUAACUCCCAGCUUACUUUUUUUUUUAUAAAACCAUGUGAUGUUUUGGUUAAACAUAAUGUACAUUAGGUCAGCAAAAUGUUCCUAGUGAUUUUACCUUCAGGAGUCCAUAUUUGGUUGUAUUUGGUUCAUACAGAGUUAAAGAUGCUUGGCUUUUAUUUUUAAAACCCCCAAAUUGGGUUGGGAGCACUAAUAACAUUCAGAAAACCCCAAUAUGUUUUCAUAUUUGGCACUUAGUAGUAGGUCUUUAGCUAUGGAAACUAUCAAUAGCCCAAAUCUAACAUAAGGGAAAAGAUAAGAGCAAGCUACCUUCAGCAAGAGAUGCUAAAUGAUUAUGGAACAAUACACAGUUGCCAAAUACUGGUUUCUCUUUCCCAUGGAAAUGCCUUUUGUCCUCAUGUGCUAAGAGAGCUGAUAUAUAUAUUUGGAUUCUCUAGGAUUCUGGCUCAAUUUGUUACGGAACAGAUCUUGAUUAAUGGUUUAAUCUUCUUUUAAAGAAAAAUAUCCUAUUGAGGCUUAGUAGAGAAUGGAUUGGAAUUGUAGCUCGCUCGUUGGCAUGGUUCAUUGUUUAAAUGUGGCAUUUUCCCCCUCAGCUGCAAGUUGCUGAGAUUUGGUGCCUGUGAACUAUGAUCAAAUGAAUGCAUGUGACAGUCCCAGUCUUAAAAUAAUGACUUGUGAGGAACACAGAUAAACUUCCUUAUAAGAAAAAUUUUCGUAAGAGUUAGGAAUCUCAGGAACCUCACUCUGAAAUUACUACAGUGAACCUCACUGCGAAAUUAGUUUUCUGAUAUAAUAUAAUUUUCUGAUAUAAUUCCCUUCUCCGUCCCUCUGUUUCUUUCUGUGGGGGAGACUGCUGUGUUUUUUAUUUCAUAAAGGAUAAAGAAGUAGAGAGAAAUUCUCUCUUCUCCAACUCGCUCAUUUCCCCCACUGAAGAAAAUUUUUAAUAUUUAUGCCUUACUGAGUAUAUACUCCCUUUAAUAUGACUUGGAGUAAUUUUUGAGGUUUAUUGACAAACAUAAAAAUCCCUUUGAUUUUGACAUGGUUGUUUUAUGAUUACACCUUUCUGUGAAUGUGGAUAUUUUCUUCUAUUUCUUUUUUGGUUUUUGUCUCUGUUUAGUUUGGUGGUGGUGAAAUUUACUGGCUGAUUUUCUUUUAUUUUCCACGGAAUGAAGUUUGUGCUUGAAUGAAAAGUGUAUCUUAAACCCUUUUUUUUGGACAGAUUGCACUUGGAUAAAAUAGGCACCACUGUGUUGAUAUGUAAUUAAAUCCAUAAUCAUUAUUUAUCUAUGAAUGUGACCAUCGUUAAAUUUAAUUAUAGUGUAUUCCUUUGUUGAAUUUUAGUCUGCUGCUUUGUAAAAAUAACUAUGUAAUGGAUAUUUCAGUUUUUAAAUUUGUAAAGCAUAAUCACUGUCAUUCAAGUUAUUAGAAAUGAGGUGUCAAAGAGCUAACACAUGGUUCUGUACUCAUUUUUAAAAACUGUAAAGGUUGAAGUUUAUUCAGUGACUUUCUCUGAGACAAAAAUGAACACUGAAAAUAGGUGAGAAAUUGAUGCAGGAAAAUAUGGGUAGUGAUUCCAUGUUUGUUAAUAUAAUUGCCAUCAUGAAGGUCAGCAAAUGAACUAAUUAAGUAAAGGUGACUCUUUUUUGUAUACCUUGUUCUGUGUCAUUUGUAGAACUGAACUGGAUAAAGUGUUAAUUUGGGCUGGGAACAAAGCUUUGUUUUAAGGUUCUAAGCUAAUCAUUUUACUGUUGACCUUGUACCCAAGGAGAUUCGUCUGUAUUAUAUAAGAAAAGAAUUGAUAAAUAUUUAUAAAAUGACAAAUUUGGACCAUAGGUUUUCUUCACCUUGUACAGUAUAGUUUAAAAAAAAA